AUACUUUUCAAGCCUUCAAAUUUUCAGCCUCUCUCUCUCUCUCUCUACAAAUGAGGCUAAAUAACUCUUUCUUCCCUCUAUAGAUGACGAAGCCCUUAGCUGCGGUCGUCGCCGCCGCUACAGUACUGACUCUGACAGUAGCAAUCGUGUUCCUGACGUCAUCCGCCAAUGCCCUCGGCGGCUCUUCCACCACGCUGGCCGUCAUGUACGGCGCCUCCACCGCCGUCUGCGGUAUUGUAGCGGGGCAAUCCACUCAGAAUGUUCAAUGCUGGACAAGCGGCCGGAGCACGCCGGUGACCGUAUAUCCGGAAGUAUCUUUCGAUUUCAUCGCCGGCGGGAUUGACGUACUCUGCGGCGUCCGCUCAGGCGGCUUCGCGCUCCUAUGCUGGAACCCUAAUUUCACCCCCAAAAGGCUCUACCUCAACUACACAACCCCACUUUCCAGCCUCACAAUCGGCGAUACUCAAAUUUGCGGCCUAACAAACGGGUCGACCCGCAACGCCCUGUGCUGGCGCGGCGGCGCGAUUUCUAACCAACAAAAUGGGCCAUCGGAUUCAUCGGAAGAAUUCCAGUCAAUUUCAUCCGGGUCAGGGUUUACUUGCGGCGUCGUGAAAUCCUCAAACAGAGUUUCGUGCUGGGGAGCGACACCAAUCGCCUCAGACCUAGAAACGCAGUUCCAGAACGAAUCAAUGGCGGACAUUAACGCCGGCGGGAGCUUUGCUUGCGGGAUAAACACCACCGGCUUUGUAAUCUGCAAAGGAAGCAACGAAAAUGGCGAAUUGGAAGUUCCGUUCAAUUCCGCUUACGAGUACAGCGGAUUAACGUUAGGGUUAAACCACAGCUGCGCAAUCCGGAGAGUGAAUCAGACCGUGGUGUGUUGGGGACGAAACGGUGCCGUUUCGAGUAGCGUAGUGGCCGGCGUCCCCUUUGAAUCCAUAGUUUCCGGCCCGGAUUUCACCUGUGGAUUAAGAACAAGCAAUUUUUCAGUGGUGUGUUGGGGCCCCGGUUGGACGAAUAAUAAUAAUUCAUAUCCUCAAGCGGCCGAGCUUCCUCUCCCGAAGAUUCUCCCGGCGCCGUGCGUUAAUAGUAAUUGCGAUGAAUGCGGCGUUUAUCCCCUCUACCAAUCUCUAUGCUCCGGUGAUCGGAAAAUCUGUAAACCGUGUGACCUUCCAUCUUCAUUCCCGCCAUCUUCACCCCCGCAAAAUCCGCCGCCUCCGCAAAAUCCGGAGCGUUCCAAACGGCUUAGGAGAGGUUUAUUAGUUUUCUCAAUUGUCGGUUCAGUUGGGGGAUUUGCGGGAAUCUGCACGAUUCUUUACUGUCUAUGGACAGGCGUUUGUUUCGGGAAGAAGAAGAUUCACAAUUCCGUUCAGCCUACCAUAACCGCCGCAAAUCCUCAACAGCAAUCCAGCAGCGGCCCUCUCUCACGCUCCUCCACGCUCCGGCGGCAAGGCUCCCGCCUAAUGCGGCGGCAGAGGAGCGGAACCUCCUCGAAACACGCCGACAGGGCGGAGGAAUUCACGUUCCCCGACCUCGUCGCCGCCACAAACAACUUCUCCUUGGAAAACAAGAUCGGCGCCGGCAGCUUCGGAGUCGUUUACAAAGGCAAACUCCCCGACGGCCGCGAAGUGGCGAUCAAACGAGGCGAAACAGGGCCGAAAACGAAGAUUUUUCAGGAAAAAGAAAGCGCAUUUCAGUCGGAAUUAUCGUUCUUAUCCAGACUUCACCACAAACAUUUAGUCAGACUCGUCGGUUUCUGCGAGGAAGGAGAAGAGAGGCUUUUAGUGUAUGAAUUCAUGAAAAACGGAGCUCUCUAUGAUCACUUACACGACAAGAACAAUGUGGAGAAAAGCAGCAACAUUGUGAAUUCAUGGAAAAUAAGGAUUAAGGUUGCCUUAGACGCCGCUCGUGGCAUCGAAUAUCUGCAUAAUUACGCGGUUCCUCCCAUAAUCCACCGGGACAUCAAGUCAUCGAACAUAUUGUUGGAUGCAAAUUGGACCGCGAGAGUUUCUGAUUUCGGGUUAUCGUUAAUGGGGCCGGAUUCUGACCGGGACUACAGCCGGCCGAUGAACAAAGCCGGGACAGUAGGUUACAUUGAUCCCGAAUACUAUGGCCUAAAUGUGUUGACCACAAAGAGCGACGUAUAUGGUCUGGGAAUCGUCUUGCUAGAACUCUUAACCGGGAAAAGAGCGAUCUUUAAGGCUAACGGGGGCGAGGGUGCCCCGAUGAGCCUGGUGGACUACGCUUUGCCGGCGAUCAUGGCCGGGGAAUUGACCAAGAUUUUGGACCCGAGAGUUGGGUUGCCGGAGCCGAAUGAAGCCGAGGCCGUCGAAUUGGUGGCGUACACUGCAAUGCAUUGUGUGAAUUUGGAAGGGAAAGAUAGGCCUUCCAUGACUGACAUUGUUGUGAAUUUGGAGAGGGCUUUGAACCAUUGUGAAGACAGCCAUGGCAGCAUCUCUAGUGGUCAAAUCUCCAUUGUUUCGGAAUGAAAUAACCUUAGACUUGUUUAGUUCUUUACUUUGAUUUCUUUCUUUCUUUCUUUUUUGAUUGAUUUGUGUGAUUACAUUCUUCUUGUUCUGGGAGAAGAAAGCUUAAUUUAGCUCUAACUUGUAGGGAUUUUUUAGACUAACCCCCACAUGUCACAUUUUCUUGAUUAAGCAUUAUGUUGGUUUAAGCUUUAUUCAAAAUUUUAAGCCAUGGUUGUGGCUUCAAUUGUUGGUUC
Ipomoea triloba (trilobed morning glory) is the source of this 2719-nucleotide messenger RNA. RefSeq names its product putative serine/threonine-protein kinase-like protein CCR3. The record is from RefSeq and is a predicted model, not a curated record. Gene Ontology annotation, molecular function: ATP binding; protein serine/threonine kinase activity. Lineage: Eukaryota; Viridiplantae; Streptophyta; Magnoliopsida; Solanales; Convolvulaceae. The coding region runs from base 84 to 2486 and encodes 800 amino acids. The transcript has a single exon. Gene Ontology annotation, biological process: protein phosphorylation.